Messenger RNA from Acanthaster planci (crown-of-thorns starfish), 2780 nucleotides. RefSeq names its product abhydrolase domain containing 8 (gene abhd8). The record is from RefSeq and is a predicted model, not a curated record. Gene Ontology annotation, biological process: acylglycerol catabolic process. Gene Ontology annotation, molecular function: monoacylglycerol lipase activity. Gene Ontology annotation, cellular component: membrane. NCBI's taxonomy places the organism in Eukaryota, Metazoa, Echinodermata, Asteroidea, Valvatida, Acanthasteridae.
AUAUUUUCUAUCGUUGAGUUGACCAGACUGUAACCAACAACCCAUGGAAACUAAGUAAAUACCAGUUCAGUAUGAUGUCGGACGGGACUCCGUGUUUUUAUUUUUAAAGGAAACCAGCGUUUGUCAACGUCCUGGAUCCUUUCUUCGAAGCUUCGAAAAUUUUAGGGGUAAAUAGUGUCCAAGUUUAAGUGCAGCGCGAUGAGCAAUGGUGACCAGGUCCAGCUUCUUUGGCCUACAGAGGAGCCGUCGCAUUGCCCCUGAUACCUCAUGUCAUGAAAUCCGGAACAUCAUUGAAGUGCGCAAGGGGAGAUGGCUGCAUGUUCAACAUGUUGUGCCUGAGCCCAGAAAACACGCCAAGCUGUGCUUCGCCAGAGGUACAGACCUUCAUGGACUUGGGAAAUAUGCGGAAGAGUUGGGGUAUGUGAACAAUGCCAAUGCUGACGGGGUGAAUGGAGAGGUAGAGGCAGAUGGUCUGGUAUCCCAACCAAGCAGUGUUGAACACCAUGCUUCAACCCAGCCCCAGACCAAACUGACCAAUAGGCAAAGUUCCCUGCUCAGUCGUAGCCUGGAGUGGUUUGCACGGGACAGUACUGACAGUAUCCUCAGUGGCUCCACGGUCACCUGUUCUCAUCUGGACAAUGUGAGCCAGGGUUCACUUCACUCCGUCAUGGAGGACGGCAACACAGCGAUUUUCUUCAUCCAUGGUGUGGGAGGCUGCUCAGACCUUUGGCGUCACCAGAUAGCGUACUUUGUCAGUCAGGGGUAUGAGGUCAUUGCCCCUGACCUGCUGGGUCACGGCUUCAGCAGGGCACCACAUCAGUCCAAGGCGUAUGCCUUCAGUGAGCAUGCGGAUGACAUAAUGACCAUAUUUGACCGCUUCUGCAAAAAGAGAAAUGUUCUUGUUGGUCAUUCCUAUGGGGCCUGUUUCUGUGCCAAGAUUGCCCGUGAGCGAGCCAGGAAGGUGACCAAGGUGGUGCUCAUCAGCGGUGGGGGGCCGGUCCCCCUUGAACCGGAGCCCUGUCAGCUGUUCUGCCUACCCAGCUUUGUGCUGGCUUGCAUCAAGCCUAUCAUAAUCAGAGGCUUUGUCAGCCAAGCCUUCCACAAAAACAGCAAGCAGACCCAAGAGGAGAAGAAUCGCUCCUUUGACAUUCCCGCCUAUGUGCUGCGCGCCACCAUGCAGGGCCAGAGCUGGCGUGAGGGCGACGAGGAGUACCAUGCUGCCCUCGGUGCCAGCACACUGCUCAUCUACGGGAUGCAAGACGAGCUGGUUCUACUGGACGACGAGAAGUGGAUGAAUGAAACAAUCUACGCAUCUCAACUUGAGACCCUUGAAAACGCCAGCCACAUGGUCAUGCUAGAACAGCCCGACACGGUCAACCGACUCAUCCACACUUUCAUCCUGAAGGACACCAUGGUGCACCACCGUGCAAGACCCAAAAGGUCAAUGUCCUCCCGGUCAACUAGGAUGGGUGCCCAUGGUAAGACCAUGCCACAUGUCACCAUCACAUGACAGUGGCAUGCCACAUGACUGCCAUAUGAACGUAGAUGACUGCAGCAUUUCUACUGGCACCCUGUUACACAUGUAAAGACAUUCAGAUCUUUAUUCAAUUUACGCAAAUCUGCAAUACAGCUUGCUCGUUUUCUAAACUACAUUCUAUCAGGGAAGUGGUCAGUAUUCAGGAUAAUGUAGGCUUGUGCAUACACCUGGACUUGGACACGUAGAGUGUGUUCGCACGGUUACUCUUGUUAACACGAGUAGCUUGCUCAAACACACCCUGAAAUAUCAGCGUAAAAGACUGUGUGUAAUAAUGUUCUGCAGUAUUGAAUGCAAGACUGUAUAAACCGGUACUUCUGCAACUGAUUGGUUUGAAAUAUAUCCUGCCGGUAUGUAUCUGAUGGAUACAUAAUGGGCAAGAUACUGUAGAUGCGGGGCUGAUGGUCGGAGUGUGUAACUUUCAAUCACAAGAUCAGGGUCAAAUCUAGAUCCAAAUGCAGUGGGGUAUGUGUUGUGACCUUGCGCAGGUCACGUCACCUUGCGCAGGUCACGUCACCUUAAUACUUGCUUCUCACCACCCAGAUGCGUAAAUGGGUACCUGUGAGGGCAGAAAGGAUUGUCUGGUUGAUUAACCUGCCUUAAAUGGUUUUACCAAUGGUCAUAUACUUCCCAGGGAGUUUAUAGUACUGUUUCUUUGCCAAGCGAGCAGGGAGAGUAUUCCAAAGCACAUUUAGAGUCAGCCAAGAAUGGGAAUGUGCUAUCUAAGUUUGUCAUAUUCAUCCAACACAAAAGCAAAAUGGCUAAGGAAUGUUUCAUAGGUGUGACGAACAGGGGUAGUAACUUGGAUCCUUCUUUAGAAGUGUGGCACAAAUACCGGGUGCCCAUUAAUUUUAAUGGUCAAGCUUCGGUACGUUGGCUUGUUUAAUACCCUUGAACAGUCCACUACCGUGCAUUAGUAGAUGGGUACUGUGUAAAAGGUCAUGCAGGACCAGGUUUUUUGUUCCCACAGAAAACUGCGUGCCCAGUGUCUACAAACUACCGGUAAGUCUCUCAGGGGUUUGGAGUAAAGUGUAAUGUGACCAUUACUCCAUUCUGCAGACUGUAAAGUGGUGUACACGCAUCUCAAAUGUGAUUCUAAAUCCACACAACAUUGCUUAUACGCGCUUCAUAAUUCAAGGAUUCACUGUUACGGGUAAUGUCGUGAUGUAGGGUUUAACCCUCCUAUGCUGAAGUCACUCUUUGGGUCAUUUGGGGAACACCUCAAAGAAGCACCGCUGUGUGGUGU